Chrysemys picta bellii (western painted turtle) is the source of this 2969-nucleotide messenger RNA. RefSeq names its product mucolipin TRP cation channel 2 (gene MCOLN2). The record is from RefSeq and is a predicted model, not a curated record. Gene Ontology annotation, molecular function: NAADP-sensitive calcium-release channel activity. NCBI's taxonomy places the organism in Eukaryota, Metazoa, Chordata, Testudines, Emydidae. Gene Ontology annotation, cellular component: membrane.
AGCUUGGCUGCUGGGCCCGGCUUGCCACGUGCAAAUGUUGUGACUGAAAGUUGGCGGCCCCAGGCUAGCGGGACUGGAACACUCUGGGUCCUGCCUGUUGCAGGGGAGCCAAGCCCUAGUAGCUCUGAGUGACUGAUGUGCUAGUGAAGGCCAGCCCCUAGCGCUGCUAACAGGCGCGGAUUUGCGCCCGUUCAAGGUGCAGCGCGGGGGUCUGGGGAAGGCGACCUGGGGAUCGGAAAUGAACACCCAGGCCGGGGCGCUGGGCGAGGCUGCCGCUCGCGGCGCAGGCAGCAGGUUUGAGGGGCAAGCAAGCAGCACGUGGGAAGCAACGGACUCCGGCAGCCGCAAACCGCGUCCCAGCCCUGCAGAGCGCUGCGAGCCCCAGCUCAAGGCUCCCGCUUUAAAACCAAGGCGCGCGCUCCUUGCCGCGGGGGGUGGGCGUCUGGGGGAUUCUCCGGCUCCUCGGAAGCCCCGAGCGCUGCCAAUGCCUAGGGCUGCAGGCGCCAGGCGCCUCCGCCCCGUUACUCUCCGUUCCGGACUCGCUUGGGGCGCCACGUGACCGCGGAUCCGGCUGCGGUGGCGUAGCUCGGCUGCCCCGGCUCGCCUGCUUCCCGCCCGCCUGCUCGGGAGCUGCAUGGGUCCGGCGCCCCGCUGCGAGCGCGCCGCUCCGGGCAGCAGUGGCCACGGCGGGGCCCCGCGGCCGGCGUGCGCCAUGGACCUGUCGGUGGGGUAUGUGGCCAGGGGCCGGACGCUGGUGACCAGACGUAUGAUGGCUCAACCAGAUUCAGAUCUAGAAGAGGAUGCUCUAAAGAAGGAUUUGAAGUUUUACUUCAUGAACCCAUGUGAAAAAUACAGAGCCAGACGUCAAAUCCCAUGGAAACUAGGUUUGCAGAUUCUAAAGAUAGUUAUGGUUACCACACAGCUUAUUCUUUUUGGUUUGAGUAACCAGUUGGUGGUUUCCUUCAAAGAGGAGAACACUAUUGCCUUUAAGCAUCUGUUUCUGAAAGGCUACUCUGGGGUUGAUGAAGAUGAUUAUAGUUGCAGUGUAUACACACAGCAGGAUGUUUAUGACAGCAUUUUUUUUGCUAUUAAUCAGUACUGCCAAUUAAAGAAUAUAUCCCUGGGCACACUUGGUUAUGAACAAGAUGAAGACGAUGUGUCAGGCUUACAGAUCUGUAAACAACAGUACAAGAAAGACACAAUGCUUCCUUCCAAUGAUACGCUGAACAUAGACAUUGCCAUUGAAACAGACUGUAUUCACCUAGAGCCACAGAUGCUAGCCACUAAGAGGUCUGGUGAUUUGAAGAUGAUAAAUUCAUCAUUUUUCAACUUUGAAUUGUAUAGGCUUAUACAGAUUGAAAUCUCCUUUCAACUUAAAGGCAUUGAUCUACAAACAAUUCAUGCCAGAGAAUUGCCUGACUGCUACGCCUUUCAGAAUACUAUUACUUUCAACAACAGAGCCCACAGUGGUAAAGUAAAAAUUUAUUUUGAUAGUGAUGCUGAUAUUCAAGAAUGCAAAGACUGGCAUAUAUCUGGAUCUACAGUUCAGAAAAACAGUCAAUAUAUUCUGGUUUUUGAUGGAUUUGUCAUUGUAAGCUGUUUUGCUUCCCUUAUACUCUGCACACGAUCCAUUAUUCUUGCUCUGAAAUUGCAAAAAAGAUUUGUGUAUUUCUUCCUGGAAAAGUACAAACGCCAUGUCUGUCAUGCUGAUCGUCUGGAGUUUAUAAAUGGAUGGUAUGUCCUGGUGAUUAUCAGUGAUGUGAUGACAAUCAUUGGAUCCAUAAUGAAAAUGGAAAUAAAAGCCAAGAACCUCACAAGUUAUGAUGUUUGCAGCAUCUUACUUGGAACAUCGACUUUGUUUGUUUGGGUUGGAGUCAUCAGAUACUUAGGAUAUUUCCAGACAUACAAUGUGCUCAUUUUAACAAUGCAAGCAUCAUUGCCCAAAGUUCUAAGAUUUUGUUGUUGUGCUGGGAUGAUAUAUCUUGGCUAUACAUUCUGUGGCUGGAUUGUAUUAGGGCCUUAUCAUGAAAAGUUUGAAGAUCUGAACACAGUUGCUGAAUGUCUGUUUUCUUUGGUCAAUGGUGAUGACAUGUUUGCAACAUUUGCUCAAAUCCAGCAGAAGAGCACCUUGGUGUGGCUGUUCAGUCGAUUAUAUCUGUAUUCCUUCAUUAGUCUAUUUAUAUACAUGAUCCUCAGCCUUUUUAUUGCACUCAUUACAGACUCUUAUGACACCAUAAAGAAAUACCAGCAAAACGGCUUUCCAGUAACAGAUCUUCAUGAAUUCCUUAAAGAAUGCAGUAGCACAGACUAUAGCAAAGAACCACAGGCUUCCAUGCCUUUCAUCUGCUGUUGUAGGAGACAAGGAAGUGAUGACAACUUGAUACUUAUUAACUGACAACCUACUGCUGAAAUUCACUGCUCAAGAACGUUCAGAAGGAACAAACUGCUGUGGAAAAACAACCCCCCAAAUUUCAAGAAGAUCUGUCAUUUGGGGCUAUUUCUUUGUAAACAUUAUGACCCUAUUUAAUUAGGUAGUUUGGGGAGGCAAGCAGGGCAAAAAGCUGCUAAUGGCUGGUGUCAGCUGGCUGACCACGUUGGAAGCUCAAAAGCUACCUUUAUUUGGACUAGAAUUAUGAAGAACUGAUGACGAUUCCCACUCUGUGUUCUACUGUCUUAGUCCUGAACCUGAGAGACACUGUCUGUGGGAGCUCAGCACCUUCUUCUGAUCAGGCCGCAAACUAACCAUCUGGUUCUUAAAUAUUUAUAUUAAGGAACAUAUUUAAAAAGAAUUAAACACACUUGUUUUUAAGUAGAAUGUUGAAUAUUGCAAUUAUUGGUAAGGAGUGUUUCAGGUCAUUCAUUUAAAGUGAUGUAUUGGAAAUGGAGAUUGUAAUUCUUAUUUGGCAUAAAACAUGAUUCAGUUGCUUGAAAUAAAUUUGUGUAAUGCAGAGCUGCACAAAAAUGCAAAA